Messenger RNA from Podospora anserina S mat+, 1809 nucleotides. RefSeq lists its product as uncharacterized. The transcript is spliced from 2 exons. The coding region runs from base 1 to 1809 and encodes 602 amino acids. Gene Ontology annotation, cellular component: Golgi apparatus; endoplasmic reticulum. Lineage: Eukaryota; Fungi; Ascomycota; Sordariomycetes; Sordariales; Podosporaceae. Gene Ontology annotation, biological process: phosphoenolpyruvate transmembrane import into Golgi lumen. The record is from RefSeq and is a predicted model, not a curated record. Gene Ontology annotation, molecular function: antiporter activity; phosphoenolpyruvate transmembrane transporter activity.
AUGCCACACUCGACCUCGCACAUGCGGGCACCGUCGCAGAACCGACUGUCCAACGCAAACGGUAGCCCGGCGCACAACGGUACAGAAAAGUUCCCCGACUUUGAUGCCGCCCACGUUUUCGAUUCGAGCGCGCCGAAUGGAGGAGGAAGGCAGCAGCAACAGAAUGGAUACGGAUACAGCAGGGAAAGUGCUACGCAACAACAACCAGAGCAACGUUGGCACACCCACGCUCACGCCCGCCGCGACAGCAGAGUAAAAUGGGCUCCCGGCGCCGCCUCCUCUCACGCAUACGGCCAUGCCAGGAAAAGGAGUAGCAUCAGCACUGCCAUCCACCGCAUGCGCUCCGGGAGUAUGAGCCAAAACGCCCACGAGAUAGCCGACGCCCUCCGCGCUCCAGUAUCAUGGAAGCUCAUUUCACUAUGCAUAAUGUGGUACUGGUCCUCCGCCCUGACCAACACCUCCUCCAAGUCCAUCCUCACGGCCUUUGACAAGCCCGCGACCCUUACCAUCGUCCAAUUCGGCUUUGUAUCUUCCUACUGCCUCAUCCUGUCAGGGCUCGCCUCCAAGUUCCCCAGAUUACGAACCCUCAUCCCAGCUCUCAAACAUCCCAUCCGAUACCCAUCCCGGGAUGUAAUCCGAACCACCCUCCCCCUGGCUGUCUUCCAAAUCGGCGGCCAUCUCCUCUCCUCCACCGCGACAUCCAAGAUUCCCGUCUCGCUAGUCCACACAAUCAAGGGCCUCUCCCCGUUAUUCACCGUCCUAGCCUACCGCUUCAUCUUCGACAUCCGCUACCCCCGCGCGACAUACAUCUCGCUCAUCCCUCUCACCAUUGGAGUCAUGCUCGCCUGCUCCAGCAACAAGAGCCAAUUCGGCGGCCAAUUCCUCGGCAUCCUCUACGCCCUCCUCGCAACCAUCAUAUUCGUCACACAAAACAUCUUUUCCAAGCGCUUGUUCAACGAAGCCGCCCGAGCGGAAGCAGAAGGGUUAGGAGUCCAGUCCAAGAAACUGGACAAGCUCAAUCUCCUCUGCUACUCCUCAGGCAUGGCCUUCAUCUGCACCCUCCCCAUCUGGUUCUGGUCGGAAGGGUUCCACAUCCUCACUGAUUUUUUGUAUGAUGGUUCAGUCGACUUGACGGUCUCACCAAACAGCUUUGAUCACGGACGGUUGACGGUCGAGUACAUUUUCAACGGAACUUUUCACUUUGGACAGAAUAUCCUCGCGUUUGUGUUGUUGUCUACUGUGUCCCCGGUUACGUACUCGGUGGCUAGCUUGUUGAAGAGGGUGUUUGUCAUUUUCAUCACGCUGAUUUGGUUCAGGAACCCGACGACGAGGGUGCAGGCUGUGGGGAUUGGGCUGACGUUUUUGGGGUUGUGGAUGUACGACCGGAGCAGUGAGAGGAAUAAGGCGGAUGCGAAGGCGAGGAGGUUGACGGGGGAUAAUUUGAAGGGGGUGGAGGGGGGGAUUUUGCCUUUGAGUGUGAAGCAUAAUGGUGGCAUCACGGCGUCGCCGCAAGAGAUGAAUGGGGUUUUUGGGAGGGGUGGGUAUGGGUAUACGAAUGGGAGGGUGUCGUCUCCUAACCUCGUGCCGCCGGCUUCGAACAGCGGGGUGGGGGUUGUUGUCAAUGGCGACAGUAAGAAGUCGGAUGAUUAUGUUGCUGGGGGGAAUGGGGGGAAGGGGAGGAACAGGGGGGCGAGUAAUGCGGCCGCUGCCUGGCUGGCUCCUGGGACUAGGGCGGAGGAGACAUGGCGGGCGGGGGAUGGGGGGACGAAUGGUGGUGGUGUUGAGGGGAGUUUGGUCGCUGCGAGGUAA